AUGCCGCUCUUCCUGGUCGUCUGCUCCGACACCGUGGAGAAGCGCAAGCUCUACCAAUUGACGCGGGUCGCCGACGUUCCGGUUCAGACCGAAGAUCUUCGCUCCCGGAGAGGUGUGGAAGCGUGCCAUCGCUCGCCAACGUGGCCAAACACCCGCGCCACGUCCGAAGAAGCCAGCAAAGAGACGGCGGCAGCAUCAGGGGCGCCCUCCGCCGUCCCGCCAGCGUCGGCCGCUCCUGCUCCCGCCGCAUCCGAGGCCGUGCCAACCCCUGAGGCUCCUGCGCCUCCACCCCAGCUGCUAGUGGCGGAGCCGGGAGCGGCCUCUCCCGGGACGUCGGCUGGACUGCGCCCCGCCAACCGCCGGCGCGGGGGUCGACACCCCGUGGGUACCCAGCACCGUCAGUCGAGCAGCCCCAGGUCGACUCUGACAGCGAAGCAGCCACGCCUCCCCCUUCCAGCGACGGGGCCGUGCCUGCUGCCUCCACCGCUUACCUGGCCUGCCUCGUCGUGCAGCUCACUGUCCUGGUGA
Schistocerca nitens (vagrant locust) is the source of this 528-nucleotide messenger RNA. RefSeq names its product translation initiation factor IF-2-like. NCBI's taxonomy places the organism in Eukaryota, Metazoa, Arthropoda, Insecta, Orthoptera, Acrididae. The transcript is spliced from 2 exons. The record is from RefSeq and is a predicted model, not a curated record. The coding region runs from base 1 to 528 and encodes 175 amino acids.